Messenger RNA from Dibothriocephalus latus, 363 nucleotides. The record is from the annotation of a GenBank genome assembly. Lineage: Eukaryota; Metazoa; Platyhelminthes; Cestoda; Diphyllobothriidea; Diphyllobothriidae.
AUGGCAUGCCACACCGCAGCCCGCCGCGCCCUGGUAGCACUGUCGCUAUUCCUGACCUAUAUGUUUAUGGUUGACUUUAGUAAACAAAUCUCCGAUGAUGAUCUGGCAGUUCUUGACCAAUUUUAUGAAUGGGCCAGGGACCUCCCCUCGGCCAAACUCGAUCUCAUCGUAUACCUUCGUUGCCCUGCCGAAGUUUGCGCCGAGCGUAUCCGAAUGCGGGAUCGUCCCGGAGAACAGAAGGCUAUCUCAAUGGAAUAUCUGCAACAACUGCACGACCUUUAUGAGAAGUUGUUCCUUGCAGGCAGAAGUGACAAAUGUCCAGUUCCAGUUCUGGUAAGUUUAUGCGCAGCUCUGGCUGUUUGA